AUUUCGCAUCCUUGGAGAGACGCUGCGCAUUUUACGCACUCAGCGCGCCCGAUCCUUCGUCAAACCAAAACGGAGAGGACGCUCUGGAGUUAACGGAGGGUUUCCUGAUGCUGUAGCUACUCCAAUCCGUGGAAAAGUGUGGGAAUUAAUCCAUAAAGAGGCGUAGGAAUCGAGGGUUCCUGCUGUGUGGCAUUGGAUAUCGGACCAGCUUGUUGAGUUGUCUAGAUACUACCAGCCACUUUUAAUAAUUUCACUAGUUAGCACCGGGGACUCUUGAAGCAGCAGCUACCAUUAGCAUUCUAGUUGCCCGAAGCUGGCUGGCCCCGCUAAGAACUCUCCUUGAGUACACAUCGGCUAGUUAAGGUUUAACUGCCAGCAUGGAGCGCAGUAGCUGGAGUGGCAGUGAGAGUCCAGGGGAGGAUAUGGACAGACUGAGUGACUCAGGAGGGGACAAGACCAUGGAUGGGGACCCUGAGGGGGUCUGGAGCCCUGACAUCGAGCAGAGCUUCCAGGAGGCCCUGGCUAUUUACCCGCCCUGUGGAAGGAGGAAGAUCAUACUGUCAGAUGAAGGAAAGAUGUACGGUCGAAAUGAGCUAAUCGCUAGAUACAUCAAGCUCCGAACAGGCAAGACGCGGACAAGGAAACAGGUAUCCAGUCAUAUCCAGGUCUUAGCCAGAAGAAAAUCUAGGGAGUUCCAGUCCAAAUUAAAGGACCAAAAUGCUAAGGAGAAAGCUCUGCAGAGCAUCUCCUCCAUGUCAUCAGCUCAGAUCGUCUCAGCCACCGCAAUACACAGCAAGCUACUGCCUGGAAUAGUACGAGCUAGCUUCCCGGGCAACACGCAGCUGUGGCAGGGGGUGAUUCCUGGGGGACAGUCCAGCUCCACCACAGAAGACAUCAAGCCGUUCUCUCAGCAAGCCUACUCUGUGCAGACAGCAGGGACCACCACAGUCUCAGGCUACGAGCCUCCUACUGCAGCCCAAAUACACAGAGAGCCAGCGUGGCAGGGUCGCUCCAUCGGCACCACCAAACUACGGCUGGUGGAGUUUUCAUCCUUCCUUGAGACACAGAGGGACCAGGAGGCAUACAACAAGCACCUGUUUGUGCACAUCAGCCAGAGCAGCCCGAGCUACAGCGACCCCCUACUGGAGUGUGUGGACAUCAGACAGAUCUAUGACAAGUUCCCAGAGAAGAAGGGUGGCCUUAAGGACUUGUUCAGCAAGGGCCCGCAAAACGCUUUCUACCUGAUCAAGUUCUGGGCGGACCUGAAUUACAAUGUGCAAGAGGACCCUGCAGCCUUUUAUGGAGUGACUAGCCAGUAUGAGAGCUCAGAGAACAUGACCAUCACCUGCUCCACCAAAGUCUGCUCGUUCGGCAAGCAGGUGGUCGAGAAGGUGGAGACGGAGUAUGCCAGGUUUGAAAAUGGUCGUUUUGCUUACAGAAUCAGUCGCUCUCCAAUGUGCGAAUACAUGAUCAACUUCAUCCACAAGCUCAAACACCUGCCUGAGAAAUAUAUGAUGAACAGUGUGCUGGAGAACUUCACUAUUCUGCUGGUGGUGAGCAACAGAGAAACUCAGGAGACCUUGCUGUGCAUGGCGUGUGUGUUCGAGGUGUCCAACAAUGAGCACGGAGCACAGCACCACAUCUAUCGACUUGUCAAGGAAUAACACAAACACACACUUAUAUAAAUGUGUAUAGACACACACAUGGCCUUUGUUGGUGACAGAAGUGUAAUUCUACAGAAAAAUGUCUUUCAGCCAAACAACUUCAGCUUAGUGAGGAGAGAACGUGGCUACAUCUUCACUGCUGCUCAAAAAACCAUUGUAACAAUAAUAUUGGGGUCAUCUUUAAUAACAUCAGAUACAACACCAUAUGCUGCAGAGUCCUCCUCAAGAGGAGCAUUUCAACAGAACAUAUUCACUAUAACCUGAAAUUCACAUGCUGAUUAUCAUAAAGAACACAGUGGCAUUGCAGCCAUAGAAACACAUCAGGAUCAACCCGGGGGCUUUUCCCAUGAACACCCUGACUCUGAUAUCACCAGUAGAUGUCAUGCCUCCUGCUAAUUGGUUUCUUCCUCACAAUCUCCCAGUAAAUUUGUAUUUUGUUGUUCUGAUGAUAGAAAUGAAAGUAGUAUUUCUGUCAUGUGCUUUUGGGAAACUCAUCCCAGGGACAGAAAAAGAAGAACUCACAACUUUCUCCCUCUGAGACAUAAGUGUGUGUGUGUUAUCUGCCAAGAUAGUGGCAGACACUGAAGGUCAGACCCUGUGUAUCAUCAAUAACCAGGAAAGGAAAUAACACUACUGCAUUAUGAUAUAGUACAGCAUAGAGGUGGGUUUGUACAGAUAGCCACUUCAAAUUGUGUGAGUUGCAUUCUUGCACAAGAAAAGAGGUUUGUCCCAAAGAAAAGAAAUCAAACUUUUACCUUUUUGUAUGUUUUUAUUUAAAAAAAAAAAAAAAGAAUAGCCUCUAAACUUUGGGAAAUUGUUUAUUGAAAGUAGCAUAUAGACUAUAUUUUAAUUCCAGGAACACUAUCUAAAAUGUAUGUUAAUAAGAAACUAUACGUGAAAUUGAAAAAUUCAGGUACCUUUUGGCGCAACAGGUUACUCUUCAUCGAAAUAGAAAUAAAUCAAAACCAUGAUGAAAGUUCCAGUCCUGGUUCACUUGGUGUUAGCUGUCUGCAACAAAUGCAUUAUGUGUCCUGUGACGUCUUCACAAUAAAAGCCACUCUGUGUUCUGUGUUUCAGCAGUUGAAAGGGUUUAAUAUGAAGCUGCAGCAGUAACAAAUGUUGAGUUAGCAACUGAACACAGCUUGCUUACAGCUGACCACGAAACAAGGAGGCUGAGGUCAAUAAGAUAAAACUCAGUGAAAACUCAAAACCUAGCAUAUAGAGCAGUGAUUUCAGUAAAUAGACAUAAAAAGCUAUGAAAGAAUGGUUUUGAUUUUAGGAACAUUUUGAGGAUUAUAUACUGUAGCUGUAUUGUGGAAAGCACUGUGAAUCUUAACUAUACGUCUUUCGUGGUGUUCAAGGGAAGGAAAAGUUUCUUAGAGUUCAAAUAAACAGUUUAAAGAAACCCAAUAUGCAUUUUUAAAAAUCAGGUUUCACUUUGCAAAUUAAGCAUAACAUAGAUCAAUAUUACUAUACCAGCUAACUUGAACAUGUUAAAACAUGUCCAUACUGACAAGCAUGUUCAAAACUAAAACGUUAUUAUAUCCAUAUUGCACUCAACACUGGCCUGACCACACACCUUGUUACCUGUUCUGCAGUUUCAGAAUUUUCCAUGUCAGGAUAGCUCAUUCAGAGCUGUAGAAGACACAGCUCCUUUAAUCAGCCCAGGACUGGUUUCUUCCAUUUAGGUAAUAUUUUGUCAGAAUACAAGUCAUUAUUGAACCAGAAACCAAAAACUGUUGAUGAAGUGGACUGUAGCAGGCGUCGACUUGCGGUCUGUGUCAUGCUCAUCAGCAUGAAGUGCCUUUGGUUCAAAACAGAAGUGGACAUUCUACUGUUUCAUGAGAGUCCUGAUAAUUUAUUGUUGUAGACGGUGUGUAGAAAGUGAAGACAACAGAUUCAUAAUUAGGUAUCACAUGCUCCAGCACUCUGUCUGAAGGCUCCAACUUUCAUAUUUAAUGGCUGUUUCUUGUCAUUUGUAGACAUUCUAGAAAAUCCCGUUUUGAUUUCCCACAUGAUACGUUCUUGUUCACUUUGUGUGCAGUGGCAGUAUUUACAUGUAUUUCCGUUGUUGUGCACAUGUAUGUGUGAGAGCUUCAUGUUAAAGACGUGUGCACACAGUGGUGCCACAUUCAUGAAAUGCAUCUGUUGGGACCGGUCACCAUUGUAGAAUGUCAAAUCUACCUUGUAUCUUCACAUUCUUGCUGUACAAUAACUGAAAACUAUUUGGGCCAUUACUGACAAUAGUCUUGAUCAAAUCUGGUUGCAGUCAUGUUCAGAAGAAGACAUCCUUAUUAGUGCUAAAGUCUUUUUUUAUUUUUAUAAACCUUAUUGGAAUAGUUUGACAUUUUAAGAAGUAUAAUUACAUUAUAAUUUACAUUGUUUUGUUGAACUCUCUCCCCCUGCAAUGGAUUAAUGGCACCCAACUAAAGAAUUAGCACCACCAACAGUUUCUCUUUAGCUGUAGCUAGUACAAAUAUGAUAAUAGUAUGACUAAUCUUAAAUAAAGCGAAACAUUAUUUCCUUCAAUGUGAAACUAUUACUCUAAAACUGAUCAGAAAAUAAUUCCAGCAGCUGUUCUCUGUCAGGGUUGGCCAGUACAGCUACCCACAAUGUUAAUGGUGGACUCAAUUAUAAAGCCAGACGAGACAGAGUAAAUAAUAUCACUUUUACUGCACUUACUCAGAAAAUACAGUGACAGUCCAGAAACCAUUAAUCCAAGUCACACAACAGUCCAGGGUCAAUACCGGCAAACGAACACAGCCAAGGGAUCCAAAACGGGAGGUCAAAGAAGCUGGUCCAGUAGUCGGUACACAGAAUAAACAUACAACAAUGAGGAGGGGUAGGCAGAAAUUGGUGGUCAGUAAACAAUCCGGGGUCAAUAACGCGAAUCACUAAAGCAAAAACGCUGGAAAGUCUGCACAGUCAAGAACAAUCUGGGAGGUUACUGGUGGGAGAAGGCUGCUUACAAUGGGGUGAAAACAGGUGUAGGCAAUGAGCACUGAUUACUAUAAAAAGUCCAUAACAGAGAUGAACCUGGAACAGGAAGUGGCAACAAAAUAAGAGCCUGAAACAGGAAGCAGUAGGACAGAACCCUGACAGUUCUCUAUUUUACAGUUAGUGCACCGGCUUCACUAAUGUAGAGUUGUCUGAAUAACUUUCUUCAAAGUUAAUGCUUGUUACAACACACCCUGGGGCUCCUUCUGCUCUGACUGUAGCCUGUUCAGAUUCCUGACAAACCCAUGUCUCAUGACUUUUCUAGGGUUAUGCUUUCAGUGUGACCAGCUGGGAUGUUAUGUGGUGUCCAGAACAUACGUGUGAGACAAUUCUCUGAUUUUACUUUAUAUUUAGGGCAACUUAAAUCAUGCUGCCAGGCCUUAAAGGAGCCAUCUUUAGUCCGAACGAUUAUAAAUAUAUGGUAUAAAUGAGUCUGCUCUGCUCUGACUCAGAGGACUUUGUACCUUUGUGCUAUAUUUUAAUUAAAGACUCCUCUCAGGGUUUUAGCCACACGUCCAACAAAACCCAAUCACCUGAACACACCAGUGAGUUAUAUUGGCAGGAAAGUCCCUGUCAAAUUCCCCUGCCCUCAACUUUCCCACAGUUUUGUCUCGCACCACUGUAGUUUAUUGUUUUCCCUCUGCCUUCACGCCAGAGUAACAACAUGUAAUAUAGAUGUGAUAAACUAGCACACCGCCUCUCAGGGGCUGCCUUUGCAAUAAUGACCCUUUAUCUGGACAUUAUCUACCACCUGCUUACCAAAGACAGUCACUGUGUGACACAAAAUACAGAGGAAACAUGAUUUAUUACAAGCUAGAAUAAUGUACAAGCUUCUGCCAAAUAAAGAGACUUCUAAGGAAAAUGAAUAUCAGGUUGCUGGUCUGCUGCACUGUAAAUCUAAAGAAUAAUGAAAAAUAGGUUUAAAUUAAAAAAAAAAACCUUUGUGAUUUGAACCUGGAUUACAAAGGUGCUGAUGAACAUUUUUUGUCUUUAAAGAUGUUCUAAAAAGUUGGACCUUUCUUACCAAACAUGGACACCCCUUAUCAUCUUGGAUGGCAGACUGAAGAAGCCCUGUAAGACGAGGCCACUGGAAACUGUGACUUAUUCAAAUGCCCUAAAUGUCUGGUAAUCUCAGCUGUAAGGCUUUAGUGUUAGAUGUCCACUCACUAUAAUCAACUAGAACGUGCUCACACCAAUAAAGUAGUGCAAAAAGCAGUGUACACAUGAUGCCUAAAGGUCAUUCAGAAGGCUUCUAACUUUCAGUGAACUGUUGAGUUUCUGAGUCAUCAAUGUCUGUAUUGUUAAUGUCGUCUCGUAUGUGCAAGUUGGAUAUUUAUCUUCUUUUCCGAACCACUUGUGGCACAGAAAUCCUGUCUGUAAUCAAUUCCAAAAUGGCCUUGAAUCUUUUCACUCCAGUGCACACGCAGCACAUCUGUGUGUGCACUCAGGGUUUUUGAUAAGGUGCUUUGUAUAAAAGUGACAAUAACAUUUAUUACAGAUGUUGUGUAUAUCUUUGAUAUUCUAAUGUUUAUCCUAUUUUGCAAAGAAGAGAGCACAUUUAGGAAAAGUUAGUAAUGUGUGUGUAUUGGUUCUGCACAGGGUCUGAUCCUUGCUUUGUAACUUCUCUCCCCUCAUGGCUAAAAGUAUGUUAGAUAUUUUCUAGCUUUGUAGAGACUUUGUAUGCAUAUGCUAUUCAGUUUAAAUAAAUGGUCCGUUCCAAACUGUGAUCUGGUGUUUUGUCCUGACUCAGUCUGCACUAAACAGUAAAGUCUACAGUCUUAAUUCUAAAAUGUCACUAUUUAUAUUACAUUUAAGCAAAGUUUCUGAACUGCUGCUGCUGUCCACACUACAUCAUUUCACACUGUGCAGCUCAACA
Messenger RNA from Monopterus albus (swamp eel), 6537 nucleotides. It is a transcript of the gene tead1a, whose product is annotated as TEA domain family member 1a. The transcript is spliced from 12 exons. Gene Ontology annotation, molecular function: RNA polymerase II cis-regulatory region sequence-specific DNA binding; DNA-binding transcription factor activity, RNA polymerase II-specific. Gene Ontology annotation, cellular component: transcription regulator complex. Lineage: Eukaryota; Metazoa; Chordata; Actinopteri; Synbranchiformes; Synbranchidae. Bases 378 to 1664 code for a protein of 428 amino acids. The record is from RefSeq and is a predicted model, not a curated record. Gene Ontology annotation, biological process: hippo signaling; embryonic organ development; regulation of transcription by RNA polymerase II.